Messenger RNA from Cherax quadricarinatus, 2451 nucleotides. The record is from RefSeq and is a predicted model, not a curated record. NCBI's taxonomy places the organism in Eukaryota, Metazoa, Arthropoda, Malacostraca, Decapoda, Parastacidae.
CCUAGACAUUAUAUCUCCAGUACAUCAACAAACAUCUGUUUUGUACAACAACUGAUACUGCAGAAGUAUUUUCUGGAACACUACCAUGUUGUAUCUUCCUAGACAUUAUAUCUCCAGUAUAUCAACAAACAUCUGUUUUGAACAACAACUGAUACUGCAGAAGUAUUUUCUGGAACACUACCAGGUUGUAUCUUCCUAGACAUUAUAUCUCCAGUAUAUCAACAAACAUCUGUUUUGUACAACAACUGAUACUGCAGAAGUAUUUUCUGGAACACUUCCAGGUUGUAUCUUCCUAGACAUUAUAUCUCCAGUACAUCAACAAACAUCUGUUUUGUACAACAACUGAUACUGCAGAAGUAUUUUCUGGAACACUUCCAGGUUGUACCUAAAUGGACACUAUACCUUCAGUAUUGCAAGAAUAACAACACUUGUGAUUCUGAUCAGUUUUUAAAUGGUCUGGUAAUAUUAAUAAAAAACAUUUUUCAUAAAUAGAAUUCUAUCUAAAAAUUGCAUUGUAGUUCAAAGAAAAAUACAAGUUAGUAAUGCUGAAGUUAAGAAUUUUCAGAAAAUAUGUGUUUAAACAUAAUUAAGAAAUAAUAAUAAUAAAGUUUUUCAGUAUAUCUGAAAGUUCUAAUAUAUACGUCAAUCUUUUUACAAACAAAAAAAUCAUUGCAAUCCUUUAAGUUCAAAAAAAAAAAACUUAAUUAGAGCUCAUAAGUGGAAAUAGUUUUGUAACCUGAUAAUAUAUUUAUGAGGAAAACUGUUUCUUCAGUGGCUAAAAUAAGUUUAACAAAGUAAAUUUUGAAAUAUGCAUUAGAGUAUGUAAGAAAGAUUAAUGAUACCACUGUUGUAUAACUAAAAUAUUAUAAAAUGAAAUUUCCUCUCUUGAAAAAUAUGGAAAAACAUAAAGGAAAUAAACCAUAUCAGUGUCCAGAGUGUCUGAAAUGUUUUACUGAAAAAGGCAAUCUUGUGACACAUAUGCGAGUACAUACAGGAGAUAAACCAUUUCAUUGUUCCGAGUGUCUGAAAUGUUUUACUGAAAAAGGCAAUCUUGUGACACAUAUGCGAGUACAUACAGGAGAUAAACCAUUUCAUUGUUCAGAGUGUCUGAAAUGUUUUACUCAAAAAAGCAAUCUUGUGACACAUAUGCGAGUACAUACGGGAGAUAAACCAUUUCACUGUUCCGAGUGUCUGAAAUGUUUUGCUCGAAAAAGCAGUCUUGUGACACACAUGCAAAUACACACAGGAGAAAAAGCAUUUCAGUGUUCAGAGUGUCUGAAAUGUUUUAAUCAAAAAGGCAGUCUUGUGACACAUAUGCGAGUACACACAGGAGAUAAAACAUUUCAAUGUUCAGAGUGUCUGAAACGUUUUACUCAAAAAGGCAGUCUAGUGACACAUAUGCGAGUACACACAGGAGAUAAAACAUUUCAAUGUUCAGAGUGUCUGAAAUGUUUUACUCAAAAAGGCAGUCUUGUGACACAUAUGCGAGAGCACACAAGAGAUAAACCAUUUCCGUGUUCCGAGUGUCUGAAAUGUUUUACUCGAAAAAGCAGUCUUUUGACACAUAUGCAAGUACACACAGGAAAAAAACCAUUUCAGUGUUCAGAGUGUCUGAAAUGUUUUACUCAAAAAGGUAGUCUUGUGGCACAUAUGCGAGUACACACAGGAGAUAAAACAUUUCAGUGUUCAGAGUGUCUGAAAUGCUUUACUCAAAAAGGUAGUCUUGUGACACAUAUGCGAGUACAUACAGGAGAUAAAACAUUUCAGUGUUCAGAGUGUCUGAAAUGCUUUACUCAAAAAGGUAGUCUUGUGGCACAUAUGCGAGUACACACAGGAGAUAAACAUUUCGUGUUCAGAGUGUCUGAAAUGCUUUACUCAAAGAGGUAGUCUUGUGACACAUAUGCGAGUACAUACAGGAGAUAAAACAUUUCAAUGUUCAGAGUGUCUGAAAUGUUUUACUCAAAAAGGCAGUCUAGUGACACAUAUGCGAGUACACACAGGAGAUAAACCAUUUCAAUGUUCAAAGUGUCUCAAAUGUUUUACUCAAAAAGGCAAUCUUGUGACACAUAUGCGAGUACACACAGGAGAUAAAACAUUUCAAUGUUAAGAGUGUCUGAAAUGUUUUAAUCAAAAAGGCAGUCUUGUGAAACAUAUGUGAGUACAUACAGGAGAUAAAACAUAUUAGUAUUCAAUGUGUCAGGAUUAUUUUAGUUAUAUACACAUUCUCCUCUUCAAGGGGGGCUCCUUGGCGUGGUGAAGAGGCUCUUGGUCUGAGGAAUUAGACCUGUCGGUCUUCUUCCUCAGACCGAACCUAAUUACCCCCCAAUCACCCCUCCCCUAUCCUAUCCUCCCCAUCCUCCCCUUUUUCCUUUCCUCCUCCUCCUCCCCACCCCUCCCUUUUGCCCUUCCUCUUUUUGGCCUCUGGGAUUUCUCCCACAGGCACGCUAGUUC